Messenger RNA from Acaulospora colombiana, 2119 nucleotides. NCBI's taxonomy places the organism in Eukaryota, Fungi, Glomeromycota, Glomeromycetes, Diversisporales, Acaulosporaceae. The record is from the annotation of a GenBank genome assembly.
AUGAUUGCUUCCACGGCUUCAAGCACCGAAACUCAUAAUUCAAAGUCGUCUAAUCUCACCAUAAAUGCUCCAUCGCCUGGAACGAAAGCAUGGACAAAUCAAGAAUUUCAGAAUGUUGUCCGAACGCCUUUACCAUUCCCUCAACCACUUGAUCGGGAAAUGUUUGCUGGAUCGGACUUCGACAGUGAUACUUUCUUAGCGAGCAGGCGACACGUUACUCUAGAUGAAUUGAAGAAAGAACUUACUGCACAUUUGAAAAGUCUUAAGAAUGAGUUGGUGGAAAUGAUAAAUAGGGAUUACGCAAGCUUUAUAGAUCUUUCAACUAACUUAAAGGGCGUGGACAAAGUCAUCGAAGAGGUAGCAAGGCCAUUAGGAAAAAUGAGGGAAGAGGUUCAGGGUGUUCGCACAACACUUCAGGGUGUAAUUGAUUCAUUGGAAAACCAAUUAUCUCACCGAACAUCCAUUCGAGAAAAGAAGGCGGCUUUGCAAUUGCUUAUAAAUAUUCACGAAUCGGUCCGUAAAGUCGAAAACUUGUUAUUGAUUAGUGGUGAUAGUGCAUCGAACAUUGCGUCCGGUGAUGAAAGCGGAAACAAUGUGAAACAAAUUGAACGGGUGGCUAUCGAGUAUAAUCAGAUGCAAUAUCUGGUUAAUAGAGGAAAAGAUUUGCCUUUCGUGGAAAAUAUUGAUUGGCGGAUUACAAGAAUUAAAGAUACCCUUCGCAUCAAUCUAUCAUCCGCCCUUCGCUUAGCUUUAUUGGCGGUGAAGGAUCCGUCGGCCACCGUGUCAUCCAAAGAAACCUUAACCCAAAUAUUGCGAACAUAUGCUUUGAUUGAUCAAACAAAAUCUGCCGAAGAAGUUAUUAGAGAAGAGUUGGUGGCUCCAUUCAUACAAGAGACAGUCAGCAGGCCAAUUCUUGAUAACCCUUCGCAACUGUUGAUCUCUCAUGUUUACCCAACACGUCCCGCACAUUCUCAAAGUCAAAGUUCGGUCAAAACUUACUUCACCAAUGCAUACUCAAAAGAACCUUUGGCCCUUAUAAAGGAUCUUAAAGGAACUAGUUUUGAAAUAUUGGUUAAUUCGGUGUGGACCGAGGUGGUAGAUUCAAUAACAAAAAGAUUGUCGGUAAUCUUUAAUCCGGGGAAUCCGAAUACUUUUCACAAGAAUUAUACCAUAUCAAUGAACUUUUUGCUAAGCAUAGAAAACAUGUGCGUUUCCAAGAAAUCUUUAAUAUAUCUACGUAACCACCCGUCUUACAUGGAAUUUAUGAAAAGAUGGCAAUUACCGGUAUACUUUCAACUUCGAUUUAAAGAAAUUUCGUCGCAUAUAGAAGAUGUUUUAAAUUCCGGAUCAGAAAUUCCAGUUGACGAGAUGAUUGAUUCACAAGACCCUAAACCUCUAAUCCUUCCGGCUAGCAAGUCGAUCUUUCUAGCGAUAGAGCGUUGUUGGUCUGAUGAAGUGUUUAUCUAUGGACUCACUCAUAGAUUUUGGAAAUUGUCGUUGCAGCUAGUGCAGAGAUACAAAAAUUGGUUGAUGUCCAUAUUGGCAGGUUUGAUCACCGAAACAAAUGGUCACGGAAACGACAGGUUAUCCUCAAGCUCUAAACGGUCAACCGGUGCACCAGUGAGCAGAGUCGGAAGUCCCGCGCCAAACUCGACAAACGGAAAUGCUUCCACUGAAGCUCAAGAUGACCUAUUGUUGAAGCGUUUGACUAUCGUAGCACAUGAUGUCGAAAAUAUGAAUAUUAAGAUGAUGGAAUUUUAUCACGAACACAUUUCCAUCAAAUUACCAGAUUCGGUGAUCGACCUUCCCAUCAUAGAAGAGAGCAUUACCAGCGCGUUAUCGUCACUGCAAUCAGAUCUACCCGAUUUCACUCAAAAGGUUUCAGCAAUUCUUACAAAUCGGUGCGCGGACACUCUACGUCAACAUAUUCGCAGAAACGGCAGCAAUGAAACUCUUACCUCUACAGAUGAUCCCACAACGUCAAUGAGCGAUGAAGAUAAGAUUAGACUACAAAUUUUUUUGGACGUGAAGCAGUUUGGCGUAGAGUUGACCAACAUUGGUCUAAGCCUCGAUAAAAUCAACGGCUACAAUGAGUUAUAUAAAGUAGUGGAACCUUAUG